Messenger RNA from Camelina sativa (false flax), 1427 nucleotides. RefSeq lists its product as uncharacterized. NCBI's taxonomy places the organism in Eukaryota, Viridiplantae, Streptophyta, Magnoliopsida, Brassicales, Brassicaceae. The record is from RefSeq and is a predicted model, not a curated record. Gene Ontology annotation, biological process: tRNA guanine ribose methylation. Gene Ontology annotation, molecular function: RNA binding; RNA methyltransferase activity.
AGACGGUGGUCGUUGAAUCGGAGCCAGAGCCUUGGGACUGUCUCUCUCUCUCUCUCUCUGCUCUGUGAUUUAUCUUCUCCAUUUUCGAUUUGUUUGAAGCUGAAUCAAACAAGCCCUUAAACCUCAAGCUCCGAUACUGGCAAGUAGCACAGCAACACAUGAACUCCUGCAAAUUCCUUAUCCGUUCCUCAAUCUCAUCUUUUGGAUUCGUUCAUCUUCCAAUCCCUAGUUCCUCCAUCGCCUUUAUCUCAGUUCGUGCUUUCUCUCCUUUCUCCGUUCUCGCUCCAAAUCCAUGCAUUGGAACAGCUCGACGCACGUUUCGCUCUUCGUCAUUCGCGCAGUGUUAUGGAGCUGGGGCGGCGGCUCUUUCACCGGAAAGUUUCACGGAAGAUUCUCCCAAGGAUACUGUUAAGGAAUUGCUAACAACUAAUCGUGAUGACGCGUCAAGAAGCAUGAUGAAGAUGGAGCGGAGGAGCAUUUUGAGCGAUGGUGAGGGUGAUUGUAGAGGGUCAUGGUUCCCUUACGAGGAUAGGUUCAACUGCGGUGAGGUGCAUCUUAGUAGCCUUGAGGUGUUGGAGGCGGUGAGUCCUCAUAUGAUGGAAGAGAGGAUAGAUAGGUUUAGGCGUGUGGUGGAGAAUCGAAGCUUCUCGGUUUGUCUUGUGGUUGAAGGUCUUGCUGAUUUUGGAAACAUCUCUGCUGCGUUCCGCUCAGCUGAUGCGUUAGGGAUUCAAUCAGUACAUGUUGUUUCCUGUGACAGCUCCAAAAGGUAUAACGGAAACCGCCAUGUGAGUAUGGGAGCUGAGAAAUGGCUGGACAUUGAGUUUUGGGACACACCUAAAGAAUGUUUCCAAGUUUUGAAGUCUCGCGGUUACAGAAUUGCCACAACUCAUUUGGGAAUGGACACAUUUAUUGGUGUGGUAAAUAUCUCACAGGUUUCCAUUUACGAUAUGGACUGGUCAUGCCCAACAGCAAUAGUUGUUGGAAACGAGGGAAAGGGAAUAAGUGACGAAGCGUUGGAGUUAUCAGAUCUGUGUUGUAGUAUUCCGAUGAACGGAAUGGUUGAUUCAUUCAAUGUCUCAGUGGCUGCAGGGAUUCUGAUGCACCACGCAGUCUCUGACAGAAUCACUCGUCUGGGGAGUCAUGGAGAUCUGUCGGAAUCAGAGAAAGAGAUAUUGACGGCUGAGUUCUCACUUCGUCACAGUAGAAGCUCAAUUAGCAUUGCUUACGAGUUUGCUAAACGUAAACGCCACUCUGCUUCCUUCUAAUUUUGAAACUGUAUUCUCUGUUUCUUUCCCUUCUCCGUGUUAUAGACUUAUAGGCUUCACAUUGUUGCUUUGCCCUGUAAUCAAAUUUUUUUUUUGUCAUAUGAGUCUUACAUCACGUACACUUCUGAACAGACAUCCUUCCAUCGAGCGUAUUAGUGUCGA